Anolis carolinensis (green anole) is the source of this 2773-nucleotide messenger RNA. It is a transcript of the gene btbd17, whose product is annotated as BTB domain containing 17. Bases 70 to 1521 code for a protein of 483 amino acids. NCBI's taxonomy places the organism in Eukaryota, Metazoa, Chordata, Lepidosauria, Squamata, Anolidae. Gene Ontology annotation, molecular function: protein binding. The record is from RefSeq and is a predicted model, not a curated record. The transcript is spliced from 3 exons.
AGACACAUUAGCCGGCUCAGUUGGGGGCUGAUUCCCUCUGCUGCGCACACUCUGCCCAAAGGAGAAGCCAUGGCUAAGGGGACAGGGGUCCGUCCGGCCACUCCCAGACGAUGGACCUACUCCUUUGCAGCCGUCUCACUGCUAUGCCUGGCUGUCCAAGCAGUCCAGAAGGCAGACCUCACUGGGGACUCUACGGUGGCUACCAUCAACCACUCCAUGUCAUUGCUGCAGCGACUACAGGAGCUCCUACACAAUGGGAAUGCCAGUGACACCACCUUGCGGGUGCGCACUUCUGGUUCCGAUGAAAUCAAAGUCUUUCACACCCACCAGUUGAUGCUCAGCUUGCAAAGUGAGAUCUUUGAGAGCCUCUUGCACAACCAAACAAUUCUCACCUUGCACGAGCCUCCAGACAGUGCGGCCCUUUUUGAAAAGUUCAUCAGGUAUCUAUACUGUGGUGAGAUCUCCAUACUCCUUCAUCAAGCCAUUCCGCUUCACCGACUAGCCAGCAAAUACCGUGUCUCCAGCUUGCAGCGAGGAGUGUCUGAGUAUAUGAAAAGCCGCCUGGCCAGUGACUCCAACCAGGGCCAUGUAGUGGGCUGGUACCACUAUGCAGUGAGAAUUGGUGAUGAAGCUCUGCAGGAAAGCUGCCUCCAGUUCCUGGCCUGGAAUCUCUCCGCAGUGAUGGGCAGUGCAGAGUGGGCCUCCGUCAGCAUAGAUCUGCUGCUUCUCUUGCUGGAACGGUCCGACUUGGUUCUGCAGAGUGAACUGGAGCUCUACACAGCUGUGGAGGAGUGGAUUGCCACCCACAAGCCUGAAGAUCCUGUAGUAGAGAAGAUGCUGAGAUCCCUGCGCUAUCCCAUGAUCUCCCCUAGCCACCUUUUCCACUUGCAGAAGCAGUCUCUAGUGAUGAUGAAGCACUACAAUGUCGUCCAAGACCUCCUCUUCCAAGCCUUCCAGUUCCACUCUGCUUCCCCAAUCCACUUUGCCAAAUACUUUGAUGUCAACUGCAGUAUGUUCCUGCCCCGCAACUACCUCUCCACUGCCUGGGGCUCCCCAUGGGUCAUCAACAACCCAGCCCGAGAUGACCGAAGUACCAGUUUCCAGACCCAGUUGGGACCUAGCAACCAUGACUCUGCCAAGCGGGUGACUUGGAAUGUCCUGUUUUCUCCCCGCUGGCUCCCCGUCAGCCUGCGUCCUGUUUACUCAGACUCCGUCUCUGGGGCCAUCCAGUCCAUCAGGAUUGAAGAUGGCCGCCCCCGCCUGGUGAUCACUCCAGCCACAACGAGCUCUGACUUUGCUGGUGUCAGUUUCCAGAAGACCAUUUUGGUGGGUGUGAGGCAGCAGGGAAAAGUCUUUAUCAAACACGCCUACAGCUUCCACCAGAGCACCGACGAAGUGGCUGAUUUCCUAGUACAUGCCGAUCUGCAGAAGCGCACUUCUGAAUACCUCAUUGACAACUCUCUGCAUCUGCAUAUCAUUGUUAAGCCAGUUUACCACUCACUGAUCAAGAUUAAAAAGUAGGAGAGUUGUGGGGGCAAGGGGAACAGCAGAACAAAAUGGGGUGGGGGUGGGAUUAGCAUUUUGUACUGAACAACAAUGGUUUCACCACGAAGUUCCAAAAACAACUGACACUGGUUAUUCAAUAUGACAUCUGUGUAUACCAGAGCAGCCUCUUAGGAAAAGCCUGGGUGUUUUUUGCACAAAAACAACUUUUUCACUUGCAAAUGUGGUGAUUAUUUUUAAUAGAUGGGGGAUUAAAACUCUUAAGAUCAUGGGAUAUGGUGGAGACUUUUAACUCUGUUUCUACUUAUGUUUAGCUCCUUACUGUCUUCUUUAAAGGACUUGGGCAGGAUGAGGGAACUUCAGCGGUGUCCGAAAUCAGGAUAGUCUCAAAAAUAACUCAUUAGAAAGUCCUUAGUGUCCCAACAUCUUUAGAAUCUGCUUUAAGCAUUCCAUGUCCUGUAGUCCCAUAGGAUUAUUGGAAAUUGAUAGAUGUGGGCAAAGUAAACAAUGACAAGUAGAAAAGGUUCCCUGGUAUAUUAUGAAAGUUAAUUUUGUAUAAUUACUCAGGUUAGUUGAUACAUCCAGAUUUUUCAGCCUUUUCCAAGACAACUCUAGGACAUUACGUACCAACUUCAGAGGAAAUCUUCAAAGGAAAUAACCUGGUGUAUGUGAAUGGAAUAGCUUCUCUUUAUCAGUGGAAUCCGUUUUUUCCUACAAAAAUUUCAGAUGGACCCAACAGUUCUUAAGUGCUAAAAAUGACAUUACUGCCUUUGGUCUCUACCCACUCUUGCAUGUUGCCAUACAGGUUCUGCCAACUUUUGAAAAUUUAAAGUAUAAAAUAAAUGAAAGUUUAAAAAUAUCUACAGAACCUUUUUAUCAGGGAAAAAAAUAAUAGUGAACAGAUGUAGCAUAGGGAAUGCUGUCUCAUCAGUUGUAAUAUUAUAAAAAUGUCUUCUUCUAGAGGUUGUCUCUCAUCAUUAGAAAUCUUGUAGAUCUUGUUUGUAUUCUAACUAUACUUCCCAAUGGAUCGACAAAGUCUUAAUAUCAAGGAUAAAAUAAUAACUGGAAGAGAAAAAUGAAACCAGACUCUAUAGCAGUGGUUGCAACCUCAGUUGAGAUUGGAGGAGAGGAUGACCACUAUCCACACAGGUCGCAGACUACAGGGUAGGUAGAAAUACGGGAUUUGUACUGUUCCCUACAAGUACUGUCCUCAGCCUCUUGAACAGAACCUCAGCAGAUACAAAUUUCUGAAUAAAAACAAGGAAAUACA